GUUGGGUUAUCAGUUUUACGGUUAUCCAGAUGGUUUAGAUAAGACUCAAAUACAAAAUAUUAGCAAUUUAGUCAAAACUGAACUAACUCCUAUAGAAAUAAACUUUACUCAAGAAGAAAAUACAAAUGAACCAAUCCCAAUGGAAACUAACCCAAUACAGAUUGGCUUACCAAUAAGUAAUAGUAAUAAUCUUGGUAAAGGUAAAGAUAGAUUAGUUCCUAUGGAAAUCCUCCCAUCUCAUAUAAACAGUAUUAAGAAGAGUUCUAAUGGCUACACAAAAAAUGGAAAGAUAGAUCUAUCAUGCAAAAGAAGUUAUAUGAACAAGAUUCUCUGA
This is a messenger RNA of Dentiscutata heterogama, 334 nucleotides long. NCBI's taxonomy places the organism in Eukaryota, Fungi, Glomeromycota, Glomeromycetes, Diversisporales, Gigasporaceae. The record is from the annotation of a GenBank genome assembly.